This is a messenger RNA of Suhomyces tanzawaensis NRRL Y-17324, 1419 nucleotides long. RefSeq names its product 4-aminobutyrate transaminase (gene UGA1). Gene Ontology annotation, cellular component: mitochondrion. The coding region runs from base 1 to 1419 and encodes 472 amino acids. Gene Ontology annotation, biological process: GABA catabolic process. Lineage: Eukaryota; Fungi; Ascomycota; Pichiomycetes; Serinales; Debaryomycetaceae. The transcript has a single exon. Gene Ontology annotation, molecular function: pyridoxal phosphate binding. The record is from RefSeq and is a predicted model, not a curated record.
AUGAGCACCAGUGAACAAUACUUCCCCAACGAGCCUGUGGCUCCUACCGUGGUCACCUCCGAAUUCCCAGGCCCUAAGUCCCAGGAGGGCAUCAAGUCCUUGGGCCAGGUGUUCGACUCCAGACCAGUCUACUUCAUUGCCGACUACGAAAAGUCGGUGGGUAACUACAUCGUGGACGCCGACGGAAACUCGUUCUUGGACGUCUACGCCCAGAUCGCUUCCAUCCCAUUGGGCUACAACAACCCUGCCUUGAUCGAGGCUGCCAAGUCCGACAAGAUGAUCAGAGCCAUUGUCGACAGACCAGCCUUGGGUAACUACCCUGGUAAGGACCUCGAGGAGAUCUUGAACGGCUUGUUGGCCGUUGCUCCAAAGGGCCAAGACAAGGUGUUCCCUGCCUUGUCUGGUGCCGACGCCAACGAAUUGGCCUUCAAGGCUACCUUCUUCUGGUACCAAGCCCAAAAGAGAGGUGGCCACAAGGUUCCUUUCAGCGACGAAGAAAACACCUCCGUCAUGAAGGGCCAGGCUCCAGGAUCCCCAGAAUUGGCCAUCUUAUCGUUCGAAAGAGCUUUCCACGGUAGAUUGUUCGCUUCUGGUUCCACCACCUGCUCCAAGCCAGUCCACAAGUUGGACAUGCCAUCUUUCAACUGGCCAAAGGCUGAGUUCCCAUCCUACAAAUAUCCAUUGGACAAGCACGAAGAGGAAAACAAGAAGGAAGACCAAAGAUGUUUGGAAAUCGUCGAAAACCUCUUCAAGACCCACUCCUGUCCAAUUGCCGGUGUUUUGGUUGAACCAAUCCAAUCCGAAGGUGGUGACAACCACGCUUCCAAUGAAUUCUUCCAAGGCUUGAGAGACAUCACCUUGAAGCACGGUGCCUUGUUGAUCAUGGAUGAAGUCCAAACUGGUAUCGGUGCCACCGGUUUGUUCUGGGGCCACGAACACUUCGAAAUCUCUCCACCAGCUGACCUUGUCACCUUCUCCAAGAAGUUCCAAACUGCCGGUUACUACUUCCACGACCCAGAAAUCAUUCCAAACGUUGCAUACCGUCAAUUCAACACCUGGUGCGGUGACCCAGCCAGAAUGAUCUUGGCCGGUGCCAUUGCUUCUGAAGUCGUCAAGCACGACUUGCCAGCCAAGGCCCAAAAGGUCGGUGGUUACUUGUUCAAGAAGUUGGAAGACUUGCAAGCCAAGUACCCACAAUACUUGCAAAACUUGAGAGGUAAGGACAGAGCCACCUUCAUUGCUUGGUGUUUCGAUAACUCUGCUGCCAGAGACAAGUUCUUGAAGGACAUGAAGACUGUUGGUGUCAACAUUGGUGGAUGUGCUGAAAAGUCUGUCAGAUUGAGACCAACUAUGGUUUUCGAACAGAAGCACGCUGAUAUCUUGGUUGCAGCUAUUGAAAAGGUUCUUUCAGGCUACUAA